Molecule: messenger RNA, 1086 nt
Organism: Dibothriocephalus latus
Lineage: Eukaryota; Metazoa; Platyhelminthes; Cestoda; Diphyllobothriidea; Diphyllobothriidae
Source: the annotation of a GenBank genome assembly
AAGCGCAGACUGCGAGCUGCCGCAGCCGCCGCUGCCGCGGCCGCCAAGAAGGACGAGGAUGCACCCGAUUUUUUCUCCCAGCUAAAGGAAUUUAUUGGGUUUAAUCUCUCCGGUCAACGGCGCAGCGGUCGAAUCAUCCUGAUUUUUCUCUUCGCUCUAAAUAUCGGAUCCUUUAUUCUCUACCUCCUAGACGCCAACAAGGUGCGUUAUGAAAAGGGUCGGAGGAGUUUGGAGAUCUGUCUUCCCUUCAUGGAGAAUACCGUGCAGAAAAUUGAUUUAACCCUGAACAUCUGCUUUUUUAUGCAUUUCAUAGCACGAUUAAUUAUUACUGACAAUUACCUCCUCUUCUGGUUUGAAUUGUUCUCCAUAGUGGACAUUCUCACCAUCCCGCCGGCCUUUCUCGCCCUCUUUCUCGGGCGCAGUUGGUUGGGUUUACGAUUUUCACGUUGCCUGACUGUGCUCGCCCUCAAAGACGUCCUGCAGUAUGUCAACAUUCUGAGAUCCAGUACCGCGAUACGCCUAUGCCAGUUGGUCACCUUCUUUGCCGGUCUUGUCCUCUCGGCAUCAGGAUUUGUUCACCUGCUGGAGAAUUCCGGAGAUCCACCGCAUUUUGACAAUCCCCAGGACCUGUCCUAUUUUGACUGCCUGUACCUCUGCAUCGUCACAGUGGCGACAGUUGGUUAUGGCGACUUCACCUGCAGGACUAUUAUGGGCAGGGCCUUUAUGAUUGCCUUCAUACUGGUGGCGUUGGCAGUGUUUGCAAACGCCAUCCCCGAGAUUGCGGAUAUAGUGAACUCGCGAACCAAGUAUGGCGGCACCUACGUCAGACGGCUGGGAAAGCCACACCUAGUCCUGUGUGGACACAUCACUUUCAACACAGUUAAAAAUUUUCUCAGUGACUUUCUGCACAAAGAUAGGGAGGACGUAGUGACGCAGAUCGUCAUUCUUGAUCAACAGGAGCCUAACCUGGAACUGCAAGGAUUGCUCAAAAGAUAUGAAAAUCAGGUUCACUUCUUUCAAGUAAGCUGUCCUUUUUCAACCAUGCAUAUUCAUACUUUGCGCCCCAACUGCAACACAUACAGUUAG